This is a messenger RNA of Oncorhynchus nerka (sockeye salmon), 1612 nucleotides long. RefSeq names its product cyclin-I-like. The record is from RefSeq and is a predicted model, not a curated record. Gene Ontology annotation, biological process: regulation of cyclin-dependent protein serine/threonine kinase activity; mitotic cell cycle phase transition. Gene Ontology annotation, cellular component: nucleus; cyclin-dependent protein kinase holoenzyme complex; cytoplasm. Lineage: Eukaryota; Metazoa; Chordata; Actinopteri; Salmoniformes; Salmonidae. Gene Ontology annotation, molecular function: cyclin-dependent protein serine/threonine kinase regulator activity. The transcript is spliced from 8 exons. The coding region runs from base 249 to 1463 and encodes 404 amino acids.
UCCUUUUCGGAUGUGUUAGACAUAUGUCUAUUCCGUUCAAUGUUUUUUCUUAUAUACAUUUCAUUUGGAAGACCCCCAAUUUCUCCCCGAAAUAAAACACAACAUGGAAUCAAAGAUGGAGUAACUCAAGACUCUAUUUACCUCCAAUUUAAUGGACCGGAUGAUUUCCAAGUCAAACUGUGAUUCCCACAGCUUUGCAGGGGAGGUAGCUGUAUCCAGUGAGGAGGGAGGCGUAUCCAAGGGUGAAUAUGAAGUUUGCCGAACCCUUGGAAAGCCAGAGGCUGUCUUUUCUUUUGGAAAAGGCCACCUCUAGGGAAGCCCUGAUGUGGAAGGUGUACGUGCCCAAAAAGCCAUCUCCCGGCAGUCAGGAUACAGACAUCUCCCCUGCCCAGCGUGAUGAGGCUGUGUGCUGGCUCAUUAACCUCCACAAUGACACCAAGCUAUAUCCAGAGACCCUCUCCCUAGCCAUCAGUAUUUUGGACAGGUUUUUAGGCACUAUAAAGGCCCGUCCAAAGUACCUCCGCUGCAUCGCCAUCGCCUGUUACUUCCUGGCUGCCAAAACCAGCGAAGAGGACGAGCGUGUGCCGUUGCUGCGCGACUUGGCCAGCAGCAGCAGGUGUGGCUGCUCCCCAUCAGAGAUACUGAGAAUGGAGAGGAUCAUUCUGGAUAAACUCAACUGGGACCUGCACGCUGCCACACCGCUGGAGUUUCUACACAUUUUCCAUGUCAUGGUGCUGUCCUGCAAGCCACGGUUCAUGGUGGGUCUGGUGGGGUGUAACCCGGCGCAGCACCUGUCCGUGUUGACCCAGCAGCUGCACUACUGCCUGGCCGACAGCGCCCUGCUACAGCCCCUCUCCCGGGGAUCCAUGCUGGCGCUGGCCCUCAUCACCCUGGAGCUGGAGAAUAUCUGCCCUGACUGGCUGGCUCUCACGAUCAACCUGCUCAGGAAAACACAGAUUGACAGUUCUCAGCUGAUCCGAUGUCGAGAGCUGGUGUCACGUCACCUGUCCACACAGGAAGCUUCCCUGCCUCCCAACACUGUGUACAUCUACCAGUCCCUGCACCACAGUCUGGACCCGGACCCUUGCACCCGGGGAAGAGAGUCCGACACCAGGCUCCCAGACAGAGACCCCCCGGCGCCAUCCACGGCCCCUAGGGACAGGAGCCUCUCCUGGGUCUCCUCUACCACCCUGCUCCAGGUCCAUGGACCACCCAAACCCAGCCACCACUCCCACCAAGUCUCCCUGCGCUGCAAGCACUCAGCCAAGCGCAAGGUGGAGGAGAUGGAGGUCGACGAAUUCUACGAGGGGAUCAAACGACUCUACAACGAAGAGAACGGGGGCGCUCCGGAAGGAACGGCGGUAACGGGGGAGGAGCCUCUAGAGGAGAGUCCUGUCCUAUUGGUCAGGAGGGAGGGCCACACCUCCCCCUGCCCCCCUCUCCAACCCGUCAGUGUCUCAUAGAGAAGAAGAGGAUGAAACCAAGGCCUUCUCUUCCUCUCUACCUGAGCUGCAAGGAAAAUAAGUCUCAGUAUUCAAUGGCAUUUAUCCACCAACCCCAGGCCUCGAUUGAGCCCCAAAAAAAGUCACCAAAAAAAUAUGCUAUUUCAUAA